Molecule: messenger RNA, 363 nt
Organism: Macrosiphum euphorbiae (potato aphid)
Lineage: Eukaryota; Metazoa; Arthropoda; Insecta; Hemiptera; Aphididae
Source: the annotation of a GenBank genome assembly
AUGGCAGAAACAACAUACAGCGAUGAAUUAAAAAAAGCAGUGUGUUCUAUUACUACAGUAUUGUGUGACGUACUGUUGGAGAUAUGUGAAGAAGAAUCGAAGAAGAGAAAAAGAAAAGUUUGGGUUAGAAAUUGGAUGGAUAAAAAGAAAUGCAGAGCAUCAGAAACAAUUAUAAGAGAACUUAGAGACAAUGAUCCACUUGAAUUUAAGUCUGUUAUCAGGCUUGCACCCGAACAGUUUGAAGAGUUGUUACUUAAGAUAAGUCCGAUAAUAAGCCGUGCUGACUUUUAUGCGCCCAGCUUUACCUGCCAGGCUAAAGUUAGAAUUAACCCUAGCAUUCUUGGCCUCAGGAACAAACUCUAG